Messenger RNA from Anopheles darlingi, 1335 nucleotides. It is a transcript of the gene Amacr, whose product is annotated as alpha-methylacyl-CoA racemase. The record is from RefSeq and is a predicted model, not a curated record. Bases 102 to 1247 code for a protein of 381 amino acids. Gene Ontology annotation, cellular component: mitochondrion. NCBI's taxonomy places the organism in Eukaryota, Metazoa, Arthropoda, Insecta, Diptera, Culicidae. The transcript has 2 exons. Gene Ontology annotation, molecular function: alpha-methylacyl-CoA racemase activity. Gene Ontology annotation, biological process: bile acid metabolic process.
GGCUUCAUUCGACUCGAACUUACGUGCAAGUUUUGAAAAAUCGAACAACAAAAGUGUAGCUUGGCCAGUUCUUCCAAAGUUCCAAAGUUCAGCUUCGCGCGAUGGCGCUAAAAGGCCUGAAAAUUGUUGAGUUUGUUGGGCUUGCCCCCGGUCCGUUCUGUGGAAUGUUGUUGGCCGACUUUGGGGCAACGGUCACACGAAUCGAUAUGAGCCCCCGCAACCCGCUGGAUGUGCUACAGGGAGGCAAACGAUCUUUGGCCCUAGACCUGAAGAAACCGAAGGCCAUAGAGGUGGUGCGGUCCCUGUGCCGGAAAUCCGAUGUCCUGAUAGAACCAUUCCGACCGGGAGUGAUGGAAAAAUUGGGCCUUGGUCCAUCGAUCUUGCUGCAGGACAAUCCCGGACUGAUCUACGCUAGAUUGACGGGAUUCGGGCAGAGUGGUUCUCAUGCGGCUCGUGCAGGUCACGAUAUCAAUUAUGUGGCCCUUUCCGGCGUGCUAUCAUUGUUGGGACGCCAAGGCAACAAACCACCGUUCCCAAUCAAUUUGUUGGCCGAUUUCGCCGGCGGUGGGAUGAUGUGUGCCUUCGGUAUUCUCGCGGCAUUACUCGAACGACACCGGUCCGGUCGAGGUCAGAUCGUGGAUAAUGCGAUGGUCGAGGGGGCCGCCUAUAUCGGUAGUUGGCUGUUCCGCUCCCGAAAUCUGCCGAUCUGGGGAAAGCCUCGUGGAGAAAAUAUGAUUGAUGGAGGAGCCCACUUCUACGAUACUUACGAAACACGCGAUGGUAAGUUCGUGUCGGUGGGUGCCAUAGAGAACCGGUUCUACCGGCAGUUGCUCGAGGGUCUUGGUCUCGAUCCCGAAUUACCGCAGUUUGAGAACGAUGAAGAGCGCAAACAACUGUUCGAGAAGUUGUUUCGCUCGAAGACGCGAGACCAGUGGAUGGCAAUAUUUGAGACGACAGAUGCCUGCGUAUUUCCGGUGCUUGAGAUGGACGAAGUCGAAUCGUACACCCAUAACCGGGAGAGGCAAGUAUUUGUGGAUCGAAACCAAACCGAUGAUGACUCAACGGUUGUACCAACGCCUGCCCCGAAGUUAAGUCGCACACCGGCUACUUCCGGUGCGCUGGCCAAGAGUCGCGAUGAGCUAGAAAUGACGGUUGAAAUACUAGGCGAAAUAGGCAUCGAUCGGUCCGAAGUGGUUCGACUGCACGAGCAGGGUAUCGUUUUACUUUCCACGGCACCAAAGUUGUAACGGUUCGACUAUCGCGCCUAUUGUUAACUAGUUUUAAGCAAGGUAUUUUUGGGAAUAAAGGGAAACGGUAGGAACAGAGGUUUACAGU